This is a messenger RNA of Ananas comosus (pineapple), 2102 nucleotides long. RefSeq lists its product as uncharacterized. The record is from RefSeq and is a predicted model, not a curated record. The transcript has 8 exons. NCBI's taxonomy places the organism in Eukaryota, Viridiplantae, Streptophyta, Magnoliopsida, Poales, Bromeliaceae. The coding region runs from base 665 to 1675 and encodes 336 amino acids.
CUCCUUCUCCAAUUCGCGCCCAUUUGUAGAUUUCGUGAUCUUAUAUUUCUAACCCCAACUCUCCGAAGAAAAUACGCCAUCACUAUGCUUUUUUUUUUUUUUUUUUGCUCUAUUGUUGUUUUUUCCCCUCAAAAUUAGGAUUUUUAGCAUUAUUUUUACCUUCCCUGUAAGCAUUCCCAGGCAUUAUUUGGGCCUCAUCGGCUGUGUUGUAGGGUGUACUGCUGACCAAUGAAGAAUAUUGUUAUUGGGAGUGGUUGCUUGAACAGUUUCUUUUUCAUCAGAAUCAGAAGCACCAAAAUUGAGCUUCUUCUUUUGAGGCUCAAAAUCUCAUUUAUGCUUCCUGCUGCAGCGGAAAUUCUGCACUUUCUAGUUCAACCAAAUGCUCAAUCGAGAUUGCUGCUACUGGAAGCAGAAGCAUAAGCAAAGCCGAAUAGGCCUGAAAUCUUUUAGACUACUGUUGUCAUUUGAUGUUGCGUAAUCUGGCACACAUUAUACAUUUCGGCGUCUCUCAAAACUUCACAGACUCUAUAUCUUCUUCCUAGAGACAUUCUACCAAGUCUUGAAGUGGCUAGUGGAGUUUUCAGAAAAGCUGGAAAAGAGAGCAAAAAGUACUGCAGCAGAACUAAAUGGAUUGCUGGACCAGGCUAGGGUUGUCGAACUAGAAAUGAAGAACGCUAUACAUUCUUUUAACAGCCUUUGUCAUCAACGCUUUAUUGACCAUAAAAUUUCAGAUGAAGAUGGCAUGCCUGCAGAUAUGAAGGAGAGUACAAGAACUUCAGUUCAAGUACAAGUCCCUGCUCAGGACUAUGAGCUUGACAUCUUACCGAGAUAUAAAGAAGCUUUAUCAUUGGGUUUGACUUCUUGUAAGAAUCACUUGAAAGGCAAAGACUGCUCAACUAGCUCUAUUUUCAGGGCCAUGCCAAUAUACAGUCCGCUGCCACAUAUUAUUGGUUCAGAAGAAUAUCUCCACGAUAAUAGCUGCGGCUUAGUAGAUGACUUUACAUCACGGUCCUUGCCUGCUGAUUUUAGCUGGGUGGGGGAUUCGAAAGGAGUAUCGUCAGAUUCAGAAGUACCUGAUAUAUUUGGUUCUCACGUGCUUGGGGCCCAACAGGAUUCGAACAAGGAUGAGACUGAUCCCUUAGUAUCUGCUGCUCAAGAUUUUAAAGCUAUGCUUGAAGCCGCACUUCUCAAUCCUUACAAAUUCUCUGAUGAGGAAAGUGUAUUGGCGCAUGAUCCUGUUAAUGAUAGGAGUGCUGAACAUACAUAUGAAAAUGUGGACCUAGGUACAUCAAAAGAACCUGAAGAUGCUUCAUCCGAUAGUUUGGAACAGCCAAAUGUUAUAAAGGAGCAUUUGACUUACCUUGAAGAUCCAGAAGUCCGCCCUGAUCAUGAGCUCUAUUCUGCCUUAGUAACCGGGAGCCUAUUUGACGGGGAGGAUGAGUCUCCGUCUCUUGAUCAUCAGGAGCCCUCUGACGUUCCUCCAUCCAUCUCAGGAUCCUUACCAGCAUCUGAAGGGACAGCUGAUUCUGGUGUUUCUGACGGCAAAAUCUUCUCUGAAAGUGCAAGUUCUUCUAGCAAUCAGAACAAAGUAAUAUAUAACAGCAGUGAUGCAUCAAUGUCCAAUGAGGAGGAAGAGAAUGGGAAAAAGAUUCUGGAGAAAACAGUCGAUUCUUAGAAGUGUAGAAGAGAAAGCAUCUGCUGGGGAUGAGCAGGACCAAAUAUGUUGAUCCUAAAAUUCUCAGGUCUAACCAACUUGGAGAGUAAUGAUGAACACAACAGCGAACUGCAGGAUAUAUCAUCAAGUAUAAAAUGCGAAGCAAAGGACACUUCACUAAUGAUAAACUGAAUGCGGGAAUUUGUCCCUAGUACCUGUUAUUGUAUGCAGGGAGUUGAUUAAAUUCCUCCUUUUAUUUUUUUUGAAACUUUAAUUUGAGACUUAUAUUGGAUUUUGGUUCAUGUGGAGAGGUUCAGAUCCUUGAUGAUGAUAUCUUGAUCUUUGAGUUUGAACGUCAACACUUAAGGAGUUUCAGUUUGUGUUGACAGGAUGGUGGGGUUAUGGCUGCAUUUUCAAUUGAUAACUGGUAGCUAUUGAUUGAGUUUAA